AUGGCUGAGAUGUUCAGUCGACUCCCUCCCCCUUUCUGGGGGUCCGAACCCCUUACGAUAUGGAGUACUGACCACACCGAGGGACAAGCCCUGAAGCGAAGGACAGGAACAAGCGGAAUCAAUGUGUUCCAAUUUCUGGCCUUGCACCGACCAUCUAAUGGACCAUGGACUAAAUGGCCACUGCCUGAAAGGACUAUGUCCCGUGGACCGCCGCCCCCCCCACAAGGGAAUACUCUAACCCUGGGAACCGGGGCCUGGCCAAAGUCCAGGGUGGCUCAAAGUUCGAUCAAGGAGAUCCCUGUCCUGUGCCCUAUUCACUAA
Messenger RNA from Vicia faba (fava bean), 321 nucleotides. Lineage: Eukaryota; Viridiplantae; Streptophyta; Magnoliopsida; Fabales; Fabaceae. The record is from the annotation of a GenBank genome assembly.